Molecule: messenger RNA, 711 nt
Organism: Dinoponera quadriceps
Lineage: Eukaryota; Metazoa; Arthropoda; Insecta; Hymenoptera; Formicidae
Product: nucleolar protein 16
Exons: 3
Coding region: 124-690 (188 amino acids)
Biological process (GO): ribosomal large subunit biogenesis
Cellular component (GO): nucleolus
Source: RefSeq, a predicted model, not a curated record
UCCGAAAUCUCCGCUACGAGUCGCUACUGUUGCGUAAUAUCACUACGCGAGCAGCUCGCUCACGUGUGUCGAUUUGUUGUUGUAGAUAGACACAUGCAUAGUAAACUAUAAACAACAAACAAAAUGGCAGGUGUCAGAAAGUUAAAACGUAAGAAGAAGUUUCGUGUAAAUAUAAAUCGAAAAAGGCUGCGAAAUAAGUUACGGAAAUUGCCCACUAUUCCAUGCGAACAGAUAAAGAAAGCAUGGAAAGUCACAUGGUCUACACGUACCAAUUUGAAAGAAAUGGGCUUGGCAUACGAUGCGAACGAAGUGAUAACAAUUCCUAAUACAAAGCGGGAAAUAUUAGAGGAUGCCAAGAGGAAAGAUGCGGGUGAGAGCUCGUCAGAUCAUAAAGAUGAAGCUAUGGACGUGACUCCAGCUAAAAAUUACGUGGCAGAAGCAUUGCAAGCUGAAGCAAAAGCACCUCGAGAGCGUCUUUUGCGCCUACCAGAAGGACAAGCACAGUUUCUUAGUUAUUUAAUAAAAAAAUACGGUGAAAAUUACAAGGCAAUGUCAAGAGAUAAGAAAAAUUAUUAUCAAUUAACCUGGAAACAAAUACGUGCUAAGAUCAAAGUGUUUAAGGGAAUUCCAGAACAGUACAAUAAAUAUAUUCAAGAUAGUAGUAUAGAUAGUAUUCAAGAUAGCAGUUAAGAUAGUAGUAUAGAAAGUAAU